AUGGCGACGGCGGUAGUGAUGAACGGCGGCGAAUCGAAAAAGCAACCACGGCCAGGUCGCGGCGGUUUCCAAGGCCGUGGCUUAACCGAGGAAGAAGCUCGAGUUCGCGCCAUAUCGGAGAUCGUCAGCACAAUGAUUGAGCGCUCCCACCGCAACGAGAAUGUUGACCUAAACGCAAUCAAAACCGCAGCUUGCCGGAAAUACGGCCUGGCGCGUGCCCCAAAGCUUGUGGAGAUGAUCGCGGCGCUUCCUGAUUCAGAGAGAGAGACUCUUCUCCCGAAGCUCCGCGCUAAACCGGUCCGUACAGCUUCAGGGAUCGCCGUCGUGGCGGUUAUGUCGAAGCCUCACAGGUGUCCUCACAUAGCCACCACGGGGAAUAUAUGCGUGUAUUGUCCCGGCGGACCCGACUCUGACUUCGAGUAUAGCACUCAGUCUUACACUGGAUACGAACCAACGAGCAUGCGAGCUAUUCGAGCCAGGUACAAUCCAUAUGUACAGGCGAGGAGCAGGAUCGAUCAGCUGAAGCGGUUGGGGCACAGUGUAGACAAGGUUGAGUUUAUUCUGAUGGGAGGUACUUUUAUGUCGCUGCCAGCUGAGUAUCGGGAUUACUUCAUAAGGAACCUUCAUGAUGCGUUAUCAGGACACACUUCCGCCAACAUUGAAGAAGCGGUUGCUUAUUCUGAACACAGUGCGACUAAAUGCAUUGGCAUGACCAUUGAAACGAGGCCAGAUUACUGCCUUGGACCUCAUCUACGACAGAUGCUGAUUUAUGGUUGCACUCGGCUAGAGAUCGGUGUCCAGAGCACAUAUGAAGAUGUUGCCCGUGACACAAAUAGAGGCCAUACUGUUGCUGCGGUAGCCGACUGCUUCUGCUUGGCUAAAGAUGCUGGUUUCAAGGUGGUUGCACAUAUGAUGCCUGAUCUUCCUAAUGUUGGGGUUGAGAGAGACAUGGAAAGUUUCAAGGAGUUUUUCGAGAGCCCGUCAUUUAGAGCAGAUGGGUUGAAAAUAUAUCCUACCCUUGUGAUACGUGGAACUGGCCUUUAUGAACUGUGGAAAACUGGGAGGUACCGAAACUAUCCACCUGAGCAGCUUGUUGAUAUAGUUGCAAGGAUUCUCUCCAUGGUACCUCCAUGGACACGUGUUUAUAGAGUUCAACGUGAUAUUCCUAUGCCUCUGGUUACGUCUGGGGUUGAGAAAGGAAAUCUUCGUGAACUGGCACUGGCCAGAAUGGAUGACUUGGGCCUUAAAUGCCGUGAUGUUCGUACUCGUGAAGCUGGAAUUCAGGACAUUCAUCACAAAAUUAAGCCAGAACAAGUAGAGCUUGUGCGUCGUGACUACACUGCAAAUGAAGGUUGGGAGACAUUCCUUUCAUAUGAAGAUACACUCCAGGACAUUCUUGUUGGCUUAUUACGUUUGAGGAAAUGCGGUAAGAACGUAACUUGUCCCGAACUCAUGGGAAAAUGUUCUGUUGUCCGGGAGCUUCACGUAUAUGGAACGGCUGUACCAGUUCAUGGUCGAGAAGCUGAUAAGUUGCAACAUCAGGGAUACGGAACACUUUUGAUGGAAGAAGCAGAGAGGAUUGCGAGAAGAGAACAUCGAUCUAACAAGAUCGGUGUCAUCUCAGGUGUAGGAACUCGACAUUACUACAGAAAGUUGGGGUAUGAAUUGGAAGGUCCUUACAUGGUCAAGCAUCUUCUUUGA
Molecule: messenger RNA, 1701 nt
Organism: Microthlaspi erraticum
Lineage: Eukaryota; Viridiplantae; Streptophyta; Magnoliopsida; Brassicales; Brassicaceae
Source: the annotation of a GenBank genome assembly